AGCACAUGUCUCUGCUGUCAAACCACGAGUCGCGAACUGAACAUGUUCCGCAUAUGAGAGAUGUAGUCACACCGGAACAAUUCGUUGCAUUCGGCCGGACGGAAUCUCAGCAAAUCAUUUCACUUCCGCCAUCUCGACAUGUCUCGCGCCGCUCAACCAGGCGCUGCGCCUCGGGAUUCGCGAUUGGGCAAUGGCGAAGGGAAAGAUGAUAUAUGCCCGGUGUGCAAAAGUAGUCGCUAUAUGAAUGUCAAUCUCAAGCUCCUCAUCAACCCAACAUGUUACCAUAAAAUGUGCCAGUCCUGCGUUGACCGCGUGUUUCUCCACGGUAAAGCGAACUGUCCGAUCCCAGGUUGCAAGCACACCCUGAAAAAGAGCGGCUUCCGGACGCAGACUUUCGAAGAUCUCAAGGUCGAGCGCGAGGUCGACAUCCGGAAAGAGGUAGCCGCGGUCUUCAACCGCCGUGAGGACGAUUUCGAAAGUCUGCGCGAUUACAACGACUACCUAAACACCGUAGAGGACAUCAUCUUCAACCUCGUGAAUCUCGUCGAUGUGGAAGCUACAAAGCGCAAAUUCGAGCAGUACAAGGUCCAACACGAGAAAGAGAUCAAGGAGAAUGCAUCGUUGGCCGAGCAGGAAGCUCUGCAGAGCCAUGCCCAGCACAAAGCCGAGCGCGAACAAGCUCGACAGCGACGAGAAGCGGCUCGGAGGGAGGAGGCGGAAGAGCGCAGGGAAGUAGAGGAGAACCGGCGAGACGUCUUACGACGUCUAGAGAGAGGACAAGAUCCCGCCAAAGUCGCCAAGGAAGGCCAACAGAUCGCGCUCCGGCGACGACAAGACCGCCAGAUCGGCGCGGAGCCGAAGCCCCAACCCCACGGCGACCCAUCGUCUCACGUGGGCGAGGAUGCCGGCGGGCUCGCAUUCCGGGGUCUGCGAACGAGACAGAAGGCCGAGCCCGAAGGCCCGGUCGACCCCUUCGGUGGCAUCACCUUCCACAAGCGAAAGUACUUCACCCCCCAGGACGACUACGUAUGGGACGCGCUGCAGGUCUCGAGGAAGGACCCGCUCAUCGGUGCAGGAGGCUACAGUAUACAAUCCUAUACAAACCGGGCGUUGUGCGAAGCAUUUCUCGGACUCGGGGUGUUUGUCGCAGACGAGGCGUCCGAGCGGCAGACGGCGAAGAUUGACGGCGGCGCGGUCGGGACGGCUCGGGCGCAGAUUGGAGUUCGGACGAUGCAUGUGGAAAAUCAAUUCUAGGAAGGUCUUCUCAGCUCCGGUUGAGGGAGGAUCGUGUGAAUUUUGGAACGAGCAUAUGAGGCACCUUGUGGGGUUAGCGUGGCGUUGGUGGUUUUCAGGGGCUGGGUGGUCAAGGAAAUCCGGAUGUAAACUCGGGAAGGUCAAGCGGUCUGCUCAGGCGAGACAUCAAAGGAUAACAGGCUUGAGGAGGGAGAACCUUUCAGGAAUGGUCUGGGUAAUUCAUAAUUUUAUUUUACUAAGUGCAAUGACCUUUCAAUACAAUGAGCAUCGUUCCCGCCUUAGCAGUGGCAGCUUUCGGACUCAAUCUGGCAUGCCUUCAUAGCUUUCACACAGUCUUCUGCCCGUGCUGCUCUCCGGUCCUCUCUCCAAGAUGCAAUUUGUACAUCAUAUAGUCUGAACACCGCCUCAAUGAUCAUCAUGAUCGGAUUCUCGCGGCCUUGAACCUGCUAACUUUCUUCACUCUGCCAUCCCUCUCC
Molecule: messenger RNA, 1730 nt
Organism: Dissoconium aciculare CBS 342.82
Lineage: Eukaryota; Fungi; Ascomycota; Dothideomycetes; Mycosphaerellales; Dissoconiaceae
Product: CDK-activating kinase assembly factor
Exons: 2
Coding region: 139-1254 (371 amino acids)
Biological process (GO): positive regulation of cyclin-dependent protein serine/threonine kinase activity; nucleotide-excision repair; regulation of transcription by RNA polymerase II
Cellular component (GO): transcription factor TFIIH holo complex
Molecular function (GO): cyclin-dependent protein serine/threonine kinase activator activity
Source: RefSeq, a predicted model, not a curated record